This is a messenger RNA of Gastrolobium bilobum, 1722 nucleotides long. RefSeq lists its product as uncharacterized. Gene Ontology annotation, molecular function: protein-arginine omega-N symmetric methyltransferase activity. Gene Ontology annotation, cellular component: mitochondrion. Lineage: Eukaryota; Viridiplantae; Streptophyta; Magnoliopsida; Fabales; Fabaceae. The coding region runs from base 22 to 1455 and encodes 477 amino acids. Gene Ontology annotation, biological process: mitochondrial respiratory chain complex I assembly. The transcript has 10 exons. The record is from RefSeq and is a predicted model, not a curated record.
UGUAGUAGUGGCAGCAGCAAAAUGCUUAGAAAACUGCUUCACCAAUCUUCCACAUUUCAUCGUUCCGUAGCCAAUGCAUACUUGGCAGCUGCACCAUGCUAUUGCUCGAGGGUCUCUUCUUCUUCUUCUUCUUCUUCUUCUUCUUCUUCUUCUUCACCUGACACACCUUCCGUGGACGAGGGCACUGCAAUCUCCAUCGACCGCUCUGGCCUUUACAACCCACCUGACCAUUCUCACCUCCCAAAUUCCGAUUCUGAGCUCGUCAAGCACCUCAAAGGGAUCAUCAAGUUUCGUGGAGGCCCUAUAUCAGUAGGUGAGUACAUGUCAGAAGUUUUGACAAAUCCUAAAGCUGGGUACUACAUCAAUCGAGAUGUUUUUGGAGCACAAGGUGAUUUUGUCACAUCUCCUGAAGUAAGCCAGAUGUUUGGUGAGAUGGUUGGUGUUUGGGUGAUGUGUCUUUGGGAGCAAAUGGGUCAACCACAAAGACUAAAUCUCAUUGAGCUGGGCCCAGGACGAGGAACUCUUAUGGCUGAUCUUCUUCGUGGUGCUUCAAAAUUUAAGAACUUCAUUGAGUCUUUGCAUGUACACCUGGUGGAGUGUAGUCCAGUACUACAGAAGCUUCAGCACCAGAAAUUGAAAUGCAUUGAUGAAGAGAACACAGCUCAAGAUGCUGAUAAAAGAACUAUAAGCUCUUUGGUUGGCACUCCUGUGUCAUGGCAUGCUACACUGGAGCAGGUUCCUUCAGGAUUGCCAACAAUUAUCAUUGCGCAUGAGUUCUUUGAUGCCCUACCAGUCCAUCAAUUUCAGAAAGCAUCUCGCGGCUGGUGUGAGAAAAUGGUUGAUGUGGCAGAAGAUUCAUCGUUUCGUUUUGUUCUAUCUCCACAGCCUACACCUGCAACUCUGUAUCUAUUGAAGCGGUGCAAGUGGGCUGUAACUGAGGAAAUCUCACAACUUAAUCAAAUUGAAGUUUGCCCCGAAGCCAUGGAUUUGACUCAGACCAUUGUUGAAAGAAUAAGUUCUGAUGGUGGUGGAGCUCUAAUCAUUGACUAUGGCUUGGAUGGAGUAAUCUCGGACAGUCUCCAGGCAAUUCGGAAACACAAGUUCGUCAACCUUCUGGAUGAUCCUGGAUCUGCUGAUCUCAGUGCAUAUGUUGAUUUUGCUUCCAUUAGACAUUCUGCUGAGGAAGCUUCAGGAGAAGUGUCUGUCCAUGGGCCAAUUACUCAAUCUCAAUUUCUUGGUUCCCUUGGAAUAAAUUUUCGUGUUGAAGCACUUGUUCAAAACUGCACGGACGAACAAGCUGAAUCUUUGAGGACAGGAUACUGGCGUCUUGUAGGUGAUGGAGAAGCUCCCUUUUGGGAAGGACCUGAUGAAGGUGUUCCAAUUGGUAUGGGAACCCGAUACAAAGCAAUGGCUAUAGUGAACAAGAAGCAUGGUGUUCCAGUUCCUUUUCAGUAAAGCCUAAUCAAAUUAAAAUGUCAGAAGCAGUUAGUAUGCCAGCUUAACUUCCCCCAAGCCAUAGUUGAUGUUUUGGUGCAUGUGACAUACAAUGUCCUCAAUCAAUGGUUGGCACUUCUAAUUCCUACAGUUUUUUCUUCAUUUAUAUUUAUUUAUAUAUUUUUGAAAUGAUAGUUUAAUAGUUCUUGGUUUGCUUUUUAUUUUAAAGAGUUUCAAGAUGUAACGAUCUUGUAAUAAUUUUAAUAAUGCUCGCUUCAUUUGCUUGGA